GAAAAUAAAAAGUUUUAGUUGGCUUCCUAAUACAGACGUUAAAGCCCUAGCGUUUAUUGUCCAUGGGUAUGGGGAGAGGCUGACCCCCUACUAUGAUAGUCUGUGUGAGGCUGGGAUGCGGGAGGGAGUUCACUGUUUUGGACAUGAUCAUGUCGGACAUGGAGAGAGCGAGGGAGAGAGAGUUCAGGUUGAUUCCGAAUCUGAAUAUGUGACCCCUGUGCUCGAUCAUUGCCGCAAAAUAAAGGAGCAAUAUCCCUCAAAACCCCUUUAUUUAGUAGGGCAUUCUAUGGGAGGCUUAAUAGCUGUCUGCACUGCCCUUGAAGAUGGUAAACAGGAAGAUCCAAUGGUGGCAGGUUUGGUUCUGGUUGGACCCCUCAUAGAACCUGAUCCUACGGUCGCCACCCCUCUCAAGAGAUUUCUGGCUAGAAUGUUGAGUAACGUUCUGCCCGGUUUUAUGCUGGGAGAGAUAGCUAAAAGUGGUCUCACUUCUGAUAAGGACUGGAUUGAGAUUAUAGAAAAAGACAAGCUCAGAUGGCACGGAAAAUUUAAAGCGCGACAUAGCCAUGUUCUUCUCAACAAGAUGGAAGAGUUGAAGAGUGAAAUGGAAAAUAUUAAAAUUCCUCUUUUUAUUCUUCACGGGGAGAAAGACACCAUCUGUGCAAUAUCCGGUUCAAGGUUGUGAAGGAAGGAUUACACAAUAUUCUGCUUGAACGCGAACCUAUUAGAUCUGAAACGUAUUCUGAUAUCUGGACCUGGGUUCUUAGUCGAGCUAUCCAAUAUCUGGACCUGGGUUCAUAGUCUAACUAUCCAAUAUCUGGACCUGGGUUCUUAGUCGAGCUAUCCACAACAACCAGAAAGAUUCUGCAUCAUAUUCUUCAUAAUAAUCCACAAAGACUGAGACUUAAGAGACGACUUUCUAGAUUGUACUUUGUAAUUUUCUAUUUAUUGUUUCUUGGGUUUGUUAGUGUAACUGUUAUAUAGGAAGACGACUGAUAGACUGCAAUAGACAUGAUUAUAAAACACAGCAAUUGUGCAGUGUACCCAGAUCCAUUUCACUUGUAAAAAUUUGAUUUGCAAAACUAUUUGCUUUAUUAUUUGAUUCAUCAUUACACAUGAUAUCUUAAAAAUGUCGUCUUCCUUCAGAUUGACAGAAUGAAAAAUGUGUAGGUCGUCAUUGAACUUCUAUCCUCUGUGGGCAAUCCUGUAUCAUGGUUUUUUAGGUUCUUUCAAAAAUAAUCAAUGUCAAUAAUUAAAAUAUUAUACAUGGGAAUUGAGAGAUAACUUGAAAAUCAUCGUUGAUUGCCGACAAUUGACGAAUUUAAAAGAUGGUACGGUACGUACGUGUAAUGUCUAUAGUUAGCUUUCAAAAAUGUGGUUUUCCUUCUUGUUCAUAUCUUAAUAUUUAGAGUAUCUGGACAUUCUUCUUAAUAUAUCCACGUUCUUGAAAUGCAAAAUGGUAGAUUUGGUUUGGAUAACCCAAGGAGUAUGGAAUAUAAGGGAGAUGGAAAUUACCCGGCCCGCCUUACUAUAUAUAUAUGAUUAUACAUGCUUUGCAGACGGUACUCAAUUUGAACAAGAUUGUUUUUAAAGGUCGUCUUUUAAUUUUUAAAUGUGGUUUCUUACUUUACCACAUUUAAUAAAACGAUUUUCAUAUUAUAAAAAUACGUUUGUAUUGCUCGGCGUUAUUCAGUCUACUUUUUUCCCUGUUUAAAGGGACAGUAAAGGAAAAAUGAAAGGGGGUAUAGACUGAAAGCUAAUCACUUUAGCUCUCGAUCGC
Messenger RNA from Eurytemora carolleeae, 1777 nucleotides. RefSeq names its product monoglyceride lipase. Gene Ontology annotation, cellular component: membrane. The record is from RefSeq and is a predicted model, not a curated record. Gene Ontology annotation, molecular function: lipase activity. Lineage: Eukaryota; Metazoa; Arthropoda; Copepoda; Calanoida; Temoridae.